Messenger RNA from Cannabis sativa, 1410 nucleotides. RefSeq lists its product as uncharacterized. The record is from RefSeq and is a predicted model, not a curated record. NCBI's taxonomy places the organism in Eukaryota, Viridiplantae, Streptophyta, Magnoliopsida, Rosales, Cannabaceae. Gene Ontology annotation, biological process: cellular respiration; ubiquinone biosynthetic process. The coding region runs from base 386 to 1132 and encodes 248 amino acids. The transcript is spliced from 4 exons. Gene Ontology annotation, molecular function: ubiquinone binding.
GUAAAAGUGCCAUAUUUCUUUAUUUUUUCUUGGAGACAAAGGAAAAAUGUCAUUUUAUUUAUUUAAUUAAAUUCAAUUCCGCUCUCUUCUCUUUCCCCUCUUCCCAUUUUUUUUUUUAUCUGUACCAAAUUAUCGGCUACCAUAUCCUUCGAUCCCGGUCCUGCUGUCCUAAUACUUCUUUCAACACCAAAUUUGUUAAUUCGCGGCGCCUAAAUUCAAUUUCAAAACUUCUUCUUCAGCUCAAAAUCCCUAUUCUUUUCCGUCCCAACCAAACCCUGGAUUUACAGCCAACCAAUCCUUAAUCUGUUCUUCUUUUCUUACAAAGUUAGUUGCGUUUUGAUUCAUUGUUUAUUUUGGGUUAUAUCGUUGGAAAUUGGUACUUGAAAUGCCGCCAUUUUCGUCUUAUUCGAAGGUCAUAGGAUCCUUUGUAUCACGCAGAAACGGUAUAACACACCUGGUUAGGCUCGCUGAGAACGGUGGGCAGUCACGGAAAUGGCAUCAGCUUCGGUGCUUUAGCGGUAUCGAAACUCCAUUGGUGGGCCGCAGUCGAGAGGGUGUUUUUACUCCGAACCCGAUUUCUUGCCAUGCUAGUACUGUUCAAGGAAGGAGAUUUCUUGGUUGCGGUGAUGGUGAAGAGGGCGGUGUUCUAUCCAAAAUUUAUGAGGAGAAGCGCGUUUUGGGGUACUCUCCGGAGCAGUUAUAUAAUGUUGUCGCCGCUGUUGAUUUGUAUCACGACUUUCUCCCCUGGUGUCAGCGUUCUGAUAUACUUAAACAAUAUCCUGAUGGAUCUUUUGAUGCUGAACUGGAGAUAGGCUUUAAAUUUUUUGUUGAGAGUUAUGUGUCUCAUGUAGAAUUAGUCAAGCCAAAGAGGAUAAAGACAACUGCUUCAGAUACUACACUUUUUGACCACUUGAUUAACAUCUGGGAAUUCAACCCUGGGCCAGUUCCAGGAUCUUGCAGCGUUUACUUCCUGGUAGAUUUUAAGUUUCAGUCACCACUUUAUCGACAGGUGGCGUCCAUGUUUUUUAAGGAUGUCGUUUCUAGAUUGGUUGGCUCAUUCAAUGAGCGAUGCCGAAUAAUAUAUGGACCAGCUGCUCGAGUUCUUGAAAAUUCCUACGAGCAUGGCGUCUGAGAGUUUGCAAAUAUGAGGUAGCUUUUCUUUUGCAUUCUUCCUGGUACCCUUUGCAGCUAUACUGAUGCUGUUUCACAGAUGAAAGAGUUGUAACUCAAUUUUGUCCUCACUAAUUUCAUGGAUCAUUUUGGUCUAUAAAUGUUUGAUUUUAUGUCAUACAUGUAUUUAUACCAGCUUAUUUAUGAUGUCCGAGGAAAAUUGGGAAAUACCAUUUUUUUUCCGUUAUUGUUAUUAUUGUAUUGGUUGGCAGAUAAAUGAAAGUUUCAUGUCAUACUAAA